UUCACGAUGACUGUUUUGCAUCGCAAUCUAUUUUGCCCACCAACUACAACAGAUGAAGAAAAAGAUCUCGCUAUUCAAAAGAGGAUACGGCAGUUGAAUUGGGUGAAUGCUAAACACCUUGACUGCCGUAUUAAUGAAACAAGUGAGGAAGUUCGUGAUCUAGUUUAUACCUCCAUUACAGAUCUCCUGGGAAUGGAUUCUGAAAAGGCACCCCAAGACAAACUACAAGCAGUUGUGAAAUGCUGUCGCAAUAUAUUUUUGUUGUUACAAUCAUCUGUUGGAGGACCAGCAAGUGCUGAUGAGUUCCUGCCAGCCCUUAUCUUUAUAGUGUUAAAAGCAAAUCCUGCUCGUUUAAAGAGUAAUAUUAAUUUUGUCACACGAUUUUGCAAUGCAAGUCGUUUGAUGACAGGGGAAGGUGGUUACUACUUUACAAACUUGUGCUGUGCUGUAUCAUUUAUUGAAAACAUGACUGCACAGUCCUUAAAUUUACCCGAACUUGAGUUUGAACAGUACAUGUCUGGUGAAGUUGUACCUACAAGUACGUGGGAUUCAGCACUCAUGAUGUAUGAGGGUAUUUCAUUGAUGUAUGAACAUAUUGCUGCGCUGGAUGACAUGCACAAACGUGCUGAUUCAGUUCUUGAAGGUACUCAGUUACUUCAGAAUACAAUGAAAAAGUUUGUGUUUGAAAUGAAAUUAAAUGUUGAGGAUAUUUUAGCUAGAACCCAAAUUACACUUAAUAGUUCUGAAAAGGUACCUACAGACAUAGACACAGAGAACCCAUUAUCUGAACUACUUCCUCCUCCAAUCACGCCUCAGGUCAUUGCAGGUGGAUCCCAAAAGCUGACAAGUUUUUUGGCUUCAGAGAAAGAAGCUUUGAAUCUACCUGGCAUCACUAAAUAUGCAUUCCCAUCAGAUUCUGAAUUAGAUGCUCUAGGAACUGACAGCACACCAGGUGAUGGGGUGUUACCACUUCCCAUUUCAGAUUCGCAGGAGUUUCUUCUCACACCGUCAUCGACGUAUGGCUUCUCUUCCCUUGAUGAACUGGCCACUCCCGAUGAGCUGUGUGCAGCGCAGGCUAGCCUUAAUUUUGUCCAAGGCUUGUCAGCUGUUAAUUAUGACAUUGAUAUUUCUGACACUUGCUCAGAUAGCAGUGCAGGACUGUCUCCUCAUCCAUCUUUUGUUUCAAUGCCAGAGCAGAAGGAAAAUAGCUCAUGCAUACCACAAGAAACUGGACCUGCUUCUUUGCUUGACACUUCAGAAUCGCCAACAUCGAAAUUGUUGUUACCCUCUCCCAUGAAGCCUGUCAUUCCUGGCCCAGGAGGUGACUCGGGUGAGGGAAGUUCACCUCCAGUAGUAAGUUUGACCACUGCUCAUAGUCAUAGUGAAGAAGAAUCAGAACUGAAAACAGUAGAUCCAACUGUUGGUGUUUCAUCUCUCACAUCAAACUCCGAGUAUCAAGGGUUUACAGCUCAGGGAUGGAAAAUCCAGAGUAUUCCAUGUGAUACUGGACCUUCUGAUCUCAACUCCAAUAAGAAAUCCAAGGGGGACCCAGCUAAUUAAUCACUUGACAUAAUUGUGAUCUAGAUAGAUAUUUCAGCUUAAUGACCUACUUUUCAGCCCUUGUUAGCUUUUAUGUACUAUAUGUAGCUUGUGUAAGGGCUAGGUCACAAUAAUAGUGAUGCAUUAUUGCCUACCUUAGGCGCCAUGGCGGCAAUGGUUAAACUUAGUAGGGAACCCCACGUCUCCACAUGCUGCUGUUUAAACAAAUUUGAAGAAAAUUUAUUUUGAUUAUGUCUAGAAAAGAUAUUGGAAGCUCAUGAAAUGUAUGCAGCUAAAGCUUGUGAUUGAACAGGGAAUUUUGGAUGUAAAUUUGUGUUGACUCAUUACAAAUCUUAUGGUAGCUCCUAAUGUUUUAUUAUGUUAUAAUUGAGUUUAUGAACAAAUUACAACUUUCACAUGAUUAAAAUAAAAAUAAUUCAUGUUA
This is a messenger RNA of Frankliniella occidentalis (western flower thrips), 1984 nucleotides long. Its product is annotated as rab5 GDP/GTP exchange factor. NCBI's taxonomy places the organism in Eukaryota, Metazoa, Arthropoda, Insecta, Thysanoptera, Thripidae. Gene Ontology annotation, biological process: vesicle-mediated transport. Gene Ontology annotation, molecular function: DNA binding; small GTPase binding; guanyl-nucleotide exchange factor activity. Gene Ontology annotation, cellular component: endocytic vesicle; cytosol. The record is from RefSeq and is a predicted model, not a curated record.